GUUUUAAGUAGUGCUUGGAUAUAUGGAACAUGCAUUGUUAUCCUGUGCUUGCCACACUGCUGCAGUAGAGUGUGUUUUUUGCUGAGCUGAAAAGUGGUCCUGCUAAAAGCAAAGCAUCCUUUACCAGAGGACUUGGAUAAAAAAAAAUGUAACGAUUCCUGGCAUUCAGAAAUCAAGCUCCAUCAUUCUCUUAUGCUUAUUUUGUCUUUCUGUGCUGCUAUGUGAAGAAUAAACCUGCAUAUUCAGAUGUCACCAGCAUAUAGGCACCCUGUAAGAGUCACAGUGUACACUGUGUGGUGAGCCUGAAGACCAGCAGUAUUCCUGGUCACCUUCUCAGCACUUCAAUGAGGACAGAUACUCUCCUGCACCAAGGAGCAUGAAGGGUUUAUCUGGCAGCCGAACUCAGCCACAGCUAAGUUCAGGACACACUUGUGGCUUAGCGGAAUGUGAACAUUCCCACGACCAUAUCCACCAUGGGCAGGACUCAAGGCAAUCGUAUUUACUUAGCCCUACGGACAGCUGCCAAAUGGACCACCGCUGCUCGCCUCGUAGCUCCAUCCACUCAGAUUGCAUGAUGAUGCCUAUGACGGUGGGAGACCACAUGUCAAGCAGCACUUUCCCAAGAAUGCACUACAGCUCUCAUUACGAAACCAGGGAUGACUGUGCCAUGUCACACGCCAGCAGCAAGAUCAACCGAAUCCCAGCUAACCUCUUGGAUCAGUUUGAAAAGCAGCUGCCACUGCACCGAGAUGGUUUCCACACCCUGCAGUACCAGAGGACAUCCACCACAGAGCAGCGCAGCGAAAGCCCUGGAAGAAUACGGCACCUUGUCCACUCGGUCCAAAAACUGUUUACCAAGUCUCACUCUUUGGAGGGGUCUUCAAAAAGUAAUAUGAAUGGAACUAAGGGAGACAGCAGAGGUGACAGCCACCAUCACAGUCACCACUCGAAACAUAGUAAAAGGAGUAAAAGUAAGGAGAGAAAACCGGACUCUAAGCAUAGAUCAGGGAUGGGCUGGUGGAGCUCUGAUGACAACCUGGAUAGUGACAGCACUUACAGAACACCAAGUGUUAUGAGUAGGCAUCACGUUGACCAUAUCAGUCACUGUUACCCAGAAUCUAUACAAGGCCACUUUGGGGACCUUACACUAAAGACUUCAAAAAGUAACAAUGACGUUAAAUGUUCAGCCUGUGAAGGGCUGGCCAUGGCACCUGAAGGAAAGUUCAUGAAAAGGAGCUCAUGGUCAACUCUAACUGUGAGCCAAGCCAAGGAGGCUUAUCGCAAGUCAUCACUAAAUCUGGAAAAGCCAAUGAUGCAUCAGGAUAUUAAACCAUCCCUGAGGCCAUGCCAUUACCUACAGGUGCCUCAAGACGAGUGGGGAGGGUACCCAGGAAUUAACAAAGAUGACGAGAUACCCUGCAGGAGGAUGAGGAGUGGGAGUUAUAUCAAAGCCAUGGGAGACGAUGAAAGUGGAGAGUCUGAUACCAGCCCUAAAACAUCACCAAAGGCAGCCGUCCGACCAGAUUCCCUUGUCAAAUUUGCUGGGCAAAGACCACAUGGAGAUCACCAAAUCCAGACCUACCACCUGCAUGCUGCGAGAGAUAUGCAUCCCAGUGUCAGCUUGAAUCCUGCGGCCAACUAUAACUGCCCCAAGUUCCGUUCCAGAAAUCAGAGCUACAUGAGAGCAGUGAGCACCCUCAGUCAGGCAAGCUGUGUUAGUCAGGUGAGUGAGACUGAGAUCAAUGGCCAGUUUGAAUCAGUUUGCGAGUCCGUUUUUAGUGAAGUAGAAUCUCAGGCUAUGGAUGCCUUGGACCUGCCUGGCUGUUUCCGCACUCGAAGCCACAGUUACCUGCGUGCUAUUCAGGCUGGUUACUCCCAGGAUGAUGACUGCAUACCUUCAAUGACAUCUUCCACAGUCACCUCAACUAUCAGAUCAGGGAUCCAGUUUCGCCUUCCAUCUGCCGUGGAUCGGACGCCACAAUCUCCAGCAGUAACAUAUACCACCAGUUACAAAAAGACACCACCUCCCGUCCCUCCACGCUCCACCUCCAAACCGCUCAUUUCAGUCACGGCCCAAAGCAGUACGGAAUCCACCCAAGAUGCCUACCAUGACAGCAGGCAUCAGAGGGGGGGACUGUGGCCUCUUGACAUCCGAGGCAUGUACACCUCUACUGACAGUCUAGAUAGUACCAAAGCAGUAACUCUCGCUAUGGAGACGGCGGCUGGCAAGCGACAUGCUUCCACUGACAGCCACAGCUCCGUUCUCACCAGCGACAAGGGCAUCCUGGUGAAAAAGGGAGACGAAUUUCUGAAGAGUCGGAGAUCCUCCAUCGGGAUUCAGGUGGAAACAGCAACUGAUUCUGAAUCAGAAGGCAGAGGCUUGCGGGAAUACCAUUCAGUUGGAGUACAAGUGGAAGAUAAAAACCGACAUGGGAGAUUCAAGCGCUCAAACAGCGUCACUGCUGCUGUUCAGGCCGAUCUGGAACUGGAAGGUUUCCCCAGCCAUGUCACCAUGGAGGACAAGGGCCUUCAGUUUGGAGGCUCUUUUCAACGGCACUCUGAGCCCAGCACCCCCACUCAGUACGGUGCAGUCCGGACUGUAAGGACCCAGGGUCUCUUCAGUUACAGGGAGGACUAUCGGGCUCCUGUUGAGCUCCCCAGCCCUCAGCCUGACCCAUGGCUUGUGGAGUCACCUCGCGAGGUGGUAGAAACAGGCAGGUUGUCUCCUUGUCGACGCGAUGGAAGCUGGUUCAUGCAGCUGCUACAUGCUGAGACCAAGAGGAUGGAAGGCUGGUGCAAAGAGAUGGAGAGAGAAGCAGAAGAAAAUGAUCUCUCAGAAGAAAUCCUAGGUAAAAUCCGGAGUGCAGUUGGAAGUGCUCAGCUCCUCAUGUCUCAGAAAUUCCAGCAGUUUUACUGGCUCUGUCAGCAGAACCUGGACCCCAGUGCAAUGCCUAGGCCCACCUCUCAAGACCUGGCAGGAUUCUGGGAUCUUCUACAGCUUUCCAUUGACGAUGUCAGCAUGAAAUUUAAUGAGUUGCAACAGAUAAAGAAUAAUGACUGGAGACCCAUUGAAACUCUGGAAAAGAAGGAGGAAAAGAAAAUCCCACCUCCUGUACCAAAGAAGCCCCCAAAAGGAAAAAUUGCUGUCAUGCGAGAAAAGUCCCUGGACCUGCCAGACAGACAGCGACAGGAAGCCAGGAGACGGCUUAUGGCUGUCAAGAGGGCGGCUUCCUUUCGUCAGAACUCAGCUACAGAGCGAGCCGACAGCAUUGAGAUUUACAUCCCAGAGGCCCAGACCAGACUUUAAGACACAGAAUGCUUCGGAAUGUUCCCUUUGUAAACCAUAUUCAACUUUUUUUUUCAUGUAUUGCUUUAUAUCUACAUUGGUGUUCAUUGUGUCAUCAACACCUUGAACAGAAUUUAUUUUGCCCAGUAAAAAGAAAAAAAAAGAUUUAGGUUUCUUACUUGGUAACAAACAGACUAAAUGAAGCAAGGUUUGGAAAAGGCCCCCUUUCACCUUGGUUGUCUCUCAGAAUGAACUAGCAUCUCUUCAAUACAAAAAUUGUUUCAGAAUGAUCAUAUCACUCAGCACAAAAUGUACCUAUGGGGUUGUCCAGCUAUUUCAACUUUUUCAAGGUUUCUCACAAAGUGCAACUUUUUAUAAACCCCCCAGCAUCAGCAGUCUUUGGUUUAAAGGUAGCUCAGAACUGAUGACUCUCUUCACAUUAUUUAAUCAGGGCUUUUUUAGGGUACUAUGAAAUGUAUUGGUUGCUUGAUCGUUCGAUUACUGAAUUGACAAGAUUCACUUUCUGAUUGUGUUAUUAGAACUUCAGAGAACACUGCAUAAUUAACACAAUAAUGCUGUUGUUUGAAAUACCUCAAUAAUUAUUGAUAUAAUUUAAGUGUGUCAUCAUCAUUUCUGAAAUCACCUUUUCUUACCUCUGUAUGCUCUGCUUUGUAAAUGUUGAAAAUAAUGGAAAACCCCACUCCCCUCUUCCCAAGAGAAGGAGCAGGCUGUACAAAUAGAAAGCUGCAUCUACAAACAAACAUGUGCCAACUAAUACACAAACAGCCAAACACUGUCAUACAGCUUUAUUAUCUUGUUCAUUGAAGAGAAACCAUUAACAAUUCUGUGCCAUGAUUUGAAAUAUAAAAUGUAACUGUGCCAACUAGAAGAAAAAAAAAAAGAAUCAAUGCAUUUUAUCCGUAGGUAUGUUGUAUGUUGUACAUCGCUUAGUUAUGCAUUUCUGAAAAUCAGAUGUGUGCAGUACAGUAACCUCUUUUUUAAAAUGGGCAUGCCAUCAUACUUAUUUUCAAGGGUGUGCAAGCAAUAUAAUGUAUUGUUUGAGUUGUACAGCUAGAUAUGAAGUGAUUGCUCUUGCUUGUUACUGAAAAUGUCAUUGACAGUGUCCUGCAUAUGAAUGCAAGUCCUAACCUACCUGAUGGAAAACAGUAACAAUGUUGCUUUUGAAAUCAAAAGAAAAACAUACCCUGAGCCAGAUAACUAGGGGACCAGUGAACUUGAAAUAUUGGACUAAUGUUACUCAUGUUCAUUAAGAAAAAGAAACCUACCAGCAAAGUGAACAGUAUGUUCAGAAUAGCAUCUGUUAAGCCCUGGACCCCCUGGCAAUCAGUUGCGGUGUGUUAUGCUUUACGAUGCAAUUUUACAGGAUCAGCUGAUUGAUUUCAGUCGGCUCGCAGAGUUUAAACAUGUUUAAUAUCUGGCAGUGUGUACCAGGUUUUAAUAACCAAACUGACCUAAAAUGUGUGCAGUAACAAGAAAUAAGCAAGUAUUUAAAUCUGCAUUUAACAUAUACAUAAAUAAUCAUUCAAUAGAAAAUUUAGGGGGCUAUAACUACUAAUUAGGCUGCCCCUGAAUGUUUCUUUUUCAGUUAAAAAAAAAAAAAACAGUCUGAUUUUAGAUGCCAGUUGUUAUGAAUGUAGUAAUGAGUGUUAGCUUUUUACUAAAAGUAAAAUAAGAUAAUAUCAGUCUGUAUUUAGUCUGCAUGAAUCUGUGAUGAUUCCCAUGGUCCAAAAAGGAUUUGAAUGUAUGAAGCAGACAUACAAAAGGCAAUACAAUUUGUUAAGUUGACCCUUUCUUCAUCGAACUUUGGGACCAUGAAAACUUUCUCAGCUGUUUUAAAGGUGGUUUAUUUCUUCUGUUUAAUUCACUUUAUUCUUAUUUUACUUUUCCAAUGUUGGGGUUCCUUUCCUAACAUAUGUGAGCACACACUGAUCCUCAUCUGAGCACCUGCCAUUUAGUACUAUGCCUCUCUCAGUUACUAUGCCAUUUAGUACUGUGCCAAAUUGUGUAGUAUUUUAUGGUCCCUAUUAUCUGAGUGAUGUGGUAUACAGAUGUGUCUACUGACACAUCUCAUUUAAUGCGGCCCAGGUACGCCUGUCACAGGCAAGAGGGAGUUCAUUACAGGUGGUUUUGCGAUGUGGAUCAAUAUACAGGGGGACAAAGACCACGAGACCAUGGGGUCUAUUCAUAAAGAGUUAACACCUGUCGAAAUGAGAAAACAGGAGUACAUGAUCGGAUUCCGCCUAUUUAACGGUAGUUGCUAUUCAUAAGAGAUAAUUGAGAUGUGUCGUUAAGCCCCAAUGAUUUUCGUCUGUGAAGGCAUGUUUUUAAAGAAUUGAGAGAAAGGUUAACGAUGACCUCAUUAGCAUAAAGUUUUCGUCGGUCCUGAGCGUCAACCUGCUAUUCGUGAGAGUAAACGACAGCAAAAUGCUGUCGAUAACUAGGAGUUAUUGAACGCUUUCUACAGUCCAGUCUAAACUAACGACAGCCUCGGCAGACUAUUUUUUUAAAGACAUUUUAUUAUUACACUUGCUCUGUUGUACAGUUUGACAUACCCGUGAUUAACACUGCCUACUUUGAAAAAAAAUCUGUGGCUUUAUAUGAAGGAAAAUGUUUAAUAUAAAUAUAUACUCCCACAAGAACAUAUUCGCUGGCAUAAUCAUUUUGAAACAGCACUGUGAAGUGGAGAGCAAGUGAGAGACUGAGAAUAGAAUUUUAUUGUUAUUAUUAUUAUUAUUAUUAUUAUUAUUAUUAUUAUUAUUAUUAUUAUUACAGUAUUAUUCAAACAACCUCCUACAGUGCUUGUUGUUUAGUUUAUUUAUUUUUUUGGUCCUGCAGUUAAGAAUGGAAAUCUUAUGUGUGCGUAUGGAAAUGUCUUUACCAGCGUUGCCAAACAAAACGAAAAUACAAAGUAGUUAUUUAAAAAUCUUUUUUUUUUUUUUCUAAAUUAUGACAUGUCCUGAAUUUUUGGCAGAUGUGAUAGAGGCAUCGGAAUCAGGUUUUGCAAACUGCCCGUGGCUGGCAGCUGCAGACUCGGGUUUCGGUAGUAGGCUACUGUCGGUGGAUUCCGUUUUUCUUUUUUGCAACAGCUACUGACAUCACCCAGGGAACAUUAAUAAUGCUGAUGAGGUCAUCAAAAAGAGGCGACUGUAUACCCAUUCAUAAAGUGCUUUGUGACAGUCGCCCGUAUUCUCAGAUGAUUUUAUGAAUAGCAAUAUGGACGACUUUCAUUAGUUUUAAACAAAAUUCAUUUUACUACAACAGUCGGCAAGUACUUUUAUGAAUAGGGCCCCAUGUGACUAAUUUCAUUUGUCAACCAGGACAGAUUUGAGCCCUUUGUUACUUCUGCUCUCCAGAGGUGAAAGUCCUCAUUUAAACUUGCUUGGUUUGAGUGAGUUUUCAAACGAGAGAGUAGACCCUCUUAAAUGACAGUGGAGAAGAUUUCAUGAAUACCAAACCUCUUUUAAUCCCUAAAACUGUCUUUAAGGAACAUUACAGUGUUCUAAAUGGAGAAAAAGGUCAAUCUCAACCUUACCUUGUAAAGUAAAUGAAAGAGCAUGGAUGACAGUAUAGAGUUGUGUUAACAUGAAUGUUAUAAAAAAAAAUAAAAAAUAAAAAGAGAUCAUAGAAUAGGUUAAAAUUACUAGAUGAACAUCCCUAUAAAAUUACAUCUCAUAUUAGAUGCAUUUAUUGUACCAAACAGCCUUAAACCACAUUUGAAAGCAAAAAUGCUUAUGAAUGUACAGCCCCUAAAGUUGCAAAAAAAAAAAAGAGACAACAGGUUCUGUGUUUCAUUUUUCCACAUUUGAGUUUAUUUAAGACUGCAAAAUUCUGCCAUGGAAAAUAAUCAGUUUAUUAGCUGAAUUGAAAUUAAGAUUUUUUUUAACCCCAACUGGACCUCAAAUUGGAGUUUUCCACGGUUCCUGUUGUCCUUGUUUGUGAACUUGAAAGCUCUUGUGUUAUGAAAAGUACCUCAGGCUUCUUGAACAAUUUUGUACAGUAUCCAGAGCCUAGCUAUACUAUUUACAGAACUCGUCUUUGUUUCUGAUGUUAGUUUCAAUACAAAUCAUAUUGUAAGUGUGUAGUACAUUUUACCAGGAAAUCCUAAAAAAAAAAAAAAAAUGCAGCUAAAAAAAUAAACUACAGAAAAAAAACAGUGUGUGAGAAAGAAAGUUCAUUUCAAGAUCAUAGUUUUCUAUAUUUCUAUUUACUGAAAAUACACCUAUUAUUAAGCUCAGCCUUGUGUAAGCAUCAUUAUUAUCAGUUACAUCAGACAUGAUAACCUUUACAACAAACUAAAACACUGCUGUCUACUUGAAUUGAGUUUGCUAUAGUUUUACCGUCUAAUAAACUGUCCACAUGUGGUCACAAUCUAUGAUAGCCAAUGGUCAGAUUUUAAUUACCUGUUACAGUCUUACAAAGGUUACAUUAUUAUAAAUUAGCCAACUUGAUUGCAGAGUUAACAUUGAGCCUUGUUACUAUAUUCUCUUUACAUCAGUGCCAAGAAUAGACUUGCCAGUGUUCUUUUUUUAUCAUAUUCAAUUGAUUUUAUUUUGCUGUAUUGUUUAUUUAUUUACUGAUAUAUGAAUGUGCCAUUUUUUGUUGUGAAAAGGAGAUGCAGUAUGCUUCUGUUACGAAAAAUAUGUAUUUUACACAGCCGGCUCAAAUUACAGUAUCUUAUUAAUACCAGGUAUUCUCUGAUAAUACUUUUUUUCUUUACUCCACUUAUUUAUAUCAAUAACCCGUUUUGACCAAAAAGAAUAGAAAAGUGCUUUUUGAAACUGUACUAACUAAAGGUUAGACUCCAUCUUAACUUACAAACUAAUACAUAUUCUGCUUUUUAAUAGUAUAUAACAGAGACUGCCAAAACUGAUGUAAUGUUAUCAGUAUUAAUAUUACUGCCACAAGUGCAAUAAAGCACAGGUAUGUGUACUGUAGGCAGGUCUUUGUGGGUAAAGCAUAUCAGUGCAAUCAAUGCCAGCCUGAGCACAGCAGAGCACUUUGCCAUGUCAAUAUCCUGGUAUAUAUAUAUAUAUAUAUAUGAAUGAUAAUACAAAGAUGGCUAUAUACAUUUAUUUAUUUAAAAUAUGAUUUUAGGCAUGCUAAGUCAGUGCUUAGUAUUUUGAUACACAGACAAGCUCCAUUCCCAAAACCGUCAUUAUAUACAAAGACUUUUUUUUUUAGUGAGACGUGCUUCUAAAGGUUAACAGGGUGCGUAUAGAUGUUUUUUUUAGGUAGUGAGGAGUGCUUCUUAAAGGUUAAUGGGGUGUGUAUGGAGGUUUUUUUAGAUAGUGAGGAGUGCUUCUUUAAAGGUUAAUGGGGUGCGUAUGGAGAGGUUUUUGCUUAGGAAAGUGAGGUAGAUCUAAUCAAGAUAUAAAACAAUGCGUGGCCAAUGCGUUUCACAAUGUAAAUGGAGCACCCCGGUUUGGCUGGGGGUGUUCUGAGGAAUAAUACCUGUGCAUUCCAUGCAGGGAUGGGACUUGCAAUAUGACUUGACAAA
Molecule: messenger RNA, 8804 nt
Organism: Acipenser ruthenus (sterlet)
Lineage: Eukaryota; Metazoa; Chordata; Actinopteri; Acipenseriformes; Acipenseridae
Product: disks large-associated protein 2-like
Exons: 13
Coding region: 377-3307 (976 amino acids)
Biological process (GO): signaling
Cellular component (GO): postsynaptic specialization; glutamatergic synapse
Molecular function (GO): molecular adaptor activity
Source: RefSeq, a predicted model, not a curated record